AUUUCUCCAGCGUGUCAACAAGAGAUAUGGGCCAAUAUACCUCCCGAGUGGCCACGGCCGACUUGCUCGGGUACGCCAGCAUUUCUUGUUGGUUAUGCGCCCAACUCCCUCAGGUGAUAAAGAACGCUCGUCUAAAGUCUUCUGACGGUUUAUCUCUACCUUUCCUCUGUAGCUGGUUAUUCGGGGACAUGACCAAUCUCAUAGGUUGUAUCUUGACUGAUCAAUUACCAUUCCAAACAUAUCUCGCUACUUAUUUCUGCAUCGUCGACUUUACCCUUCUCGGUCAAUUCUAUUAUUAUCAACAUAUCCUUCGACCCUCUCUUCCUUCACAUGAAACCCCAAUAACAUACUCUCCUAGGCAAUCCCUCAUUCUUCCUCCUUCCAUACCUCCUUCCUCUAGACAUAGAUCAACAUCCAACGCCGCCAUUACUCAUUCACCUAACCGUAAGCGACCAAGACCAUUACGUUCACAUCAGUCGUACAUCUCCGGCUCAUUCGGACCCGAGAUAACGACUUCGACUACCAUGACCGAUUCUUAUCAAGCGAUAUACGAAGCCGCUUUAGAUGUAGCACGAGUUGCAGAAAGAGCAGAAGCUAGAAGAAGUCAUUCUCGUCAUGGUCAUGGAGAUAGAAUGAUGGAAAGUUUUUAUUCUGAAAUGUCUGCUCAAAGUACAAGUACUUCCGCUAGUGGGGAUAGAAGAAUAAUGUCUUUAUCCACUAGUGCUUUGUUAGAUAAUAGAGGGAGAACGUUAAGAAGAGAUAGAGUUGAAGUUCCUACUCCUCCACCUGAAGAGAUCGAGGGUAUUGAUGGUUUACCUAAUGAAGGUGGUCAAGGUGUUCAAAUGAGGAGAAGAAGUGCUAGUAGAAGUUUAAGUUUGGUAAGGGGACAAAGUAGUAGAGGAAAAGGUAAAAGAGCUGCUGGAAUUGCUUUUAUGAGUUUUGGAUUGAUUUUAGGAUGGAGUAAAUUUUCUACGAAUCCACUUUCUUCUUCUUAUUCAGGUGUGGUACUCUCACAUCGACAACAAUUGAAAUCGACAGUGAACAUUCCUUCAAUCAGAUAUUCCAAAUUUGCCAAUCCACGGUUACCUUUACACAAUACCGAAACGUCUAUACUUUCUGACGACACGAAUGUUCCUCAAUCACAACCCUUUGACACCGAAACGAAGUUGAUACCCGACGACACGGUUAUACAACCUCAACCAAAUACAGACGUACCGCCUUCAACCGAACGUGUCAUUGGGAGGAUAUCAGCUUGGACAUGUACUACCUUAUAUCUAGCUUCUCGUUUACCUCAAAUAUGGAUGAAUUUCACACGAAAAUCUAUAGAAGGUUUAUCAAUCUUACUCUUCCUCUUCGCAUUCUUAGGUAACACAACAUACGUAUUAUCGAUCCUCUUAAACCCUCUCUCAUCAUCAUCUUCAUAUCUACUCGAAGCUUUGCCUUAUCUAUUAGGAUCAGGUGGGACAUUAAUGUUUGACUUGACCAUCAUGUGUCAAGCGGUCUUAUAUGGAUCUUCUCGACCCGUCUCAACUACAGGAAAAAGAAGUAAGAUGAGGAGAAAGUUGAGAUAUUUGGAAGAUGGACCUGGACCUGGACCUUUGGAAAGAUCAAGUGUUGUGUCUGCGGGGACGGAAAGACAACCUCUUUUAUCUACUGGCAAGGAUAAACAGGUUUUUACAUAUUCGGGGACAGAGAGACAAUCUUUGUAUUCAAAUUCUGGGAAAUUGAAAGAGAGAAGUCUUAGUCCGGAUGUUAGACGUUCCGUCAGACUUGCAGAGGGAACGACGACGACGAUGGAUAUGGGAAGAGGGAAUACAUCAAUUUCAUCAGGUCAAGGAUGA
Molecule: messenger RNA, 1841 nt
Organism: Tremella mesenterica DSM 1558
Lineage: Eukaryota; Fungi; Basidiomycota; Tremellomycetes; Tremellales; Tremellaceae
Exons: 4
Coding region: 27-1841 (604 amino acids)
Source: RefSeq, a predicted model, not a curated record